AUGCCUCCUGAGAAUCUCGCCACUGGUGGUACCAACUUCACAGGAUCUUCGAGUCCACGUACUCCUACACGUACUGCCCACCACUCGAACACCCUCGAAGCCACACCAACAGCUACAUACUUGUCACCUACGGGAACUGCGACGUCAAUGUCACCGGAUGAUCCGCAGUAUCGCUACGGAAUGUAUUCUCCUACACCUACACCUUGUCCAAGUGAACAGAUGACGGCUCAGCGAUCACCUCCUGAUGAAUUCACAUUGCAAUAUCCUACUGGAACGAAUCACCUCGCGAUGGACACCUGGUACAAUACAACAUACGUAGGUAAUGAACAACCUGUCUUAACGCCGAAUCUUGGUCCUCCAUUUGAAGAUGUGUCUCGGCCUCCGAACGAUUCCCCGACCUUAAAGGACACGAGGACACGGGAUCCCUCGAAGGUGACAACACUCAGAGACAUUUCACCCUUCUCAACAUGGCCUGGCCCGACGCAAGAUUCACUCCUCAGAGGUUUCGACCCGACAGAUCUUCACCGCUUUGGCCUUGUCAAUCGGGAGUGGUAUCAGGUAUCGAAAUCGUUUCAAAAGAGGGCGUACAACAGAUCUAAAACCUUGGACCACUACUUCAACGAACAUGAGCAGAAAUUCCUGCAGCUAUUCCAGGCAAAAACUGGCGCUCUUUUGGCAGGAGAACCUGUGGAUCGGUUCUUUGCGCGUGAAAACAAUGAAGGCGAACUAGUCAUUAUUGUAUCAAUCGUUGAUGUAAUGGCCCUCGGUUGUUGGCUUGCAUUCAACGGCUUUCGUUGUGAUCCACGGAGGAACCCACAGCAAUCCUUUACAAAGACAGUCAGAGAUGAAAUGCACCGAGUGCACGAAACGACUGAUUGUCUCCCUGCCAGUACUUGUACAUUUCACUUCACCAAGGAGAGAUGUGCAACAACAGGAGUCGGUCCGAUUUCCGUUGGCAUUGUCAGUGCUACAUGUGCGCCAAUGGAGGUUGUACUCAAUGUACCACUAAGCGAUGGAAUGUGCUUUUUCACACACACCAACGCUAUCGCUUUAUUCCCGUACUGUUCAUAUGUGCGUAAAGAAACGUUGGAGAUCACUGCUAAGGAUGAUGUUGAACCUCAUUACUGCUUGAAUGGCAGCAUGCGUCGCAAAUGGGUUGACAGUGUUCAUGCAAUAGAUGCUUUGGAUCGACGGUCGGAGUUCGCCUCACACAGAGUACGUUUCGUGGGCGACGAUAACUGUUUCAUAGUCGCCCUAGAGGUGCCACCUUCGGUAGCCUCGAUACCAGACUUUGUCUUCAUCACAAGUUGGGAAAUAGACUACACUAUGAGGGAUCCAUCACUCAAAUUUGAGGUCAUCCGAGGUCCUUCGUGUCGGUACUAUUGUAUUGCACAGGCAGAAAUGUCUAAAUGGACUGCAGCGGGCGACUUACUGGUAGGGCUUUUCCACCGCCAUAACACGCAGUGGGUUCGCACCCACUACACCGCGCGUACUGAAUUACUCGACGGUAUCGCUGGUAAAAUUCAAGUCUUGAUGUAUGCCCACUGUAACUAA
Messenger RNA from Lentinula edodes (shiitake mushroom), 1554 nucleotides. RefSeq lists its product as uncharacterized. The transcript has 7 exons. The record is from RefSeq and is a predicted model, not a curated record. NCBI's taxonomy places the organism in Eukaryota, Fungi, Basidiomycota, Agaricomycetes, Agaricales, Omphalotaceae. The coding region runs from base 1 to 1554 and encodes 517 amino acids.